AUGUCUGUGGACACCGCUGCCGCCGCCCCCGUCACCGACCGCCGGCCUUCUACGACGAUGGUCAGUCCCCCGCAUCAGCAGCACCACCGCUUGCCUCACGCGGUGACGGCUACUGGGAAAGAGAGGCGGGUAUCGCGCGCUUGCGUCUCCUGCCGGCUCAGGAAGACGAGAUGUGACUUAGACUAUGGUGGUAACCCAGGUAUACCACCCUGCCGUCGCUGUGUAAGAGAACAAAAAGAAUGCGUCCUAGCAACAUCAAGGAGAGGCGGCCGACGGCCCCGUAAGUUUGUCCGCUUACCACAAGGUGACGAUGCCGUCUUCCCGCAUCAACAACAACAGCAACACUCGAACACCGUCACCGGGCCGGCAGCCUACGACUCAGGACCGGGAGCCGGAGACGUCGGCAUUUCCUCCCACCAGCGCUCCACCAGCCCGGCGGAUUCUCGGCACCGCAACGACGGCGGCGAGCCCUGGUCGUGCUCCCCCGAAGAGGACGACGACGGCCCGGCAGAGAGACCGGCGAGUUGGCCCGGCUCCACUUCGCAGCCGGACAGCCCCGGCGGCCGGUCGACCCGGUCCCUCAAGAGUUCCGGCGAUAUCGAGGGCCACAUCACCUCCAGUGACUUGUUGAAUCCUUCUGACGCGCUUAAUCUCCUGGCGCAGGUUGCUGACCUCGAUGGGGAGGAACGGCGUGACGAUAUGCGACACCUGUCUGUGAGUGAUGCUCCGGGUCGGGAUAAGUGCAGUCCUAGGAAAGGGUCACGCAAGCCAUCGACACCUGCGGCGACCCAUUAUCCGCCAAUAUCAGACGGUGUAUUAAGUCUGCCUGUCGCUUCACGUCUGCUCACAUUAUACAUCGACCACUUCCACCCCUUCUUCCCCGUAGCAGACAAAUGCAUCCUCACCCACACCCCCGCCACAGUCUCCUCCCUCAUCGACUCAGAACCUCACCUCGUCACCGCAAUCUUCACAGUCGCCUCCAAAGACGAGCCAUCCAUGACCCGCGUCCACGAGGCCUGCUCGCGGUACAUGGAGACCCUCAUCUCCAAGCUCAUCUACAAGGGGUCCACCACCGUCGGCGCCGUCGAGGCCCUGCUCAUCCUCGCGCAGUGGGCGCCGCAGAGACUGCAGGAGAAGCCUACCGUCGGGCGCGGCGAGGAGGACGAGGGCGCGUGGAUGCAGAUCGGCGUCGCGAUACGGCUGGGGUACCUGCAGAGUCUGGAGCAGACGGGGCUGUUGUCGGAUAAGACGAGCCCGUCGUCGGAAACGUUUCGGAGGAAGAGGUUGGUUUGGGCUGCUUGCUACAUGAGUGAUAGGGAAGUGUCGAUCCGUGUAGGCAAGGGGUUCUGGUCCCGUGGGCCGGGACCGUCGACAGUACCACGCUCUGCGGACUUCCCAUCUCUAAGAAUACAGGAAGCCGGGGGAGACAACCUCGGACAGCUGUUCCAGGCUCAGCUUGAGUUGAUACAGCUCUUCAGCAAUGCUCAUGACAUACUAUACUCAUCAUCAAGUCAUAGAGCUCAGCUGUAUCUCGGCGGAGAGUACGUGAGGUAUAUAGAUGACUCUUUUGCAGUACUUCGUAAAUGGAAGAUCGUCUGGGGAAGCCUCAACUUCACGCCCCUAAUAAAAGCAGGCCUCAACCUCUCCUACGAAUUCCUCCGCCUCUACAUCAACGCCUUCGCCUUCCAAGCAACAAUCAACCGCGCGAUCACCAAAGCCCGCCAACAACAGCAGCAACAGAUGCAGCAUAACCAACAACAAUAUCAACAGAGCCAGCAGAGUCAACAGCAGAACAUGUCCUCAAAAGAUCAGAAACAGCAACACAACGGACACGAGACAACGACGGCAACCCAAGCGCCAGCAAGACACCCACCACAACCACUGCCGCAGCCUCCAACGACGACUAUCAGCAGCCCCCUAUUCGCAGACCUCGCUAGUACGCCCGACGCCCGCUUCAUUUACGAAUCAAUGGACGCGGCCAACUCUCUUCUAAACAUCCUCAACUCCUCUGUAGAUCCGGCUACCGGAUUGAGGUACAUGCCGCUAAAGUAUUACCUCUACGUAAUCUACGCGGCCGUGUUUCUCUUCAAGGCCCGUCUCGCUGGCGCCCUAGGAAGCGAAGCCUCAGAAAGCGUCCGCCGCUCGAUCAACGUCACAAUCGAAGGCCUCCAACGCUCGUCCCUGAGCCCACACAGCCUGGGUCAGCGCUACGCGCGCCUUCUUUCCCUGCUAUGGCGUAGUAAACCAGAGGAACAGCAGCAACGGAGUCAGGGACCUACCCUACAAUCCAACGUCACCAUCUCCGGUCCUGACGGUCACGCAGUCGAUGCCACCAACACCGGAGUGUCGUGUCCGGCUUUCGGUCUCCACAACGGGGCAGGCGGCCCCGGGUCCGUGUCGGUGCACGUACCGACUGUACCGAGCUCGGCCGGUGCCGGUAACAGCAAUGGGUAUGGAGGUCUCGGUGGACAUGCCGACCAUCAUCAAGGGUUUGGCGGGAUGUCGCAUGGUCAUGCGCAUUCGAAUAUGGCUGCCUUCCCUCAUCAGCCCGAUCUUCUGGUCAGGGGCUUCUCAUGGCGAGAUCUAGAUGAUCUGGGGCAAUUCAUCGGGCCGGCGGACAUGAACUUUUCUGAUCCUGCCAAUUUGGCGGUGAUGGGCGGGUCGAUUAACCUAGAUGAAGGGGCAGGGUAUGAUGUUCUUUGGCCAGGCAACGACGUAGUGUUCUAG
Messenger RNA from Colletotrichum tamarilloi, 2727 nucleotides. Its product is annotated as fungal specific transcription factor. The record is from RefSeq and is a predicted model, not a curated record. The transcript has 7 exons. Bases 1 to 2727 code for a protein of 908 amino acids. Gene Ontology annotation, molecular function: DNA-binding transcription factor activity, RNA polymerase II-specific; zinc ion binding. Lineage: Eukaryota; Fungi; Ascomycota; Sordariomycetes; Glomerellales; Glomerellaceae. Gene Ontology annotation, biological process: regulation of DNA-templated transcription. Gene Ontology annotation, cellular component: nucleus.